Molecule: messenger RNA, 1953 nt
Organism: Lasiodiplodia theobromae
Lineage: Eukaryota; Fungi; Ascomycota; Dothideomycetes; Botryosphaeriales; Botryosphaeriaceae
Product: Sugar/inositol transporter
Exons: 5
Coding region: 1-1953 (650 amino acids)
Biological process (GO): transmembrane transport
Cellular component (GO): membrane
Molecular function (GO): myo-inositol:proton symporter activity
Source: RefSeq, a predicted model, not a curated record
AUGCCUCCGCCUCACGUGGACAUCGAGGCGACGGAGGCGACAGAGCCGAAUGCCCCCUUCAGUUCUGCCUCAUCCACGGGCAGCAAGUCGGCUGAAGACGGGGCCCGCAACACUGAACACGCAGAUGGCCAAAGACGGCCCAGUGUUGCCGCUCUUUUGCGCAACCCUCUGGCAGGCCGGACUGAAGAGGAUGUCCUCGCCGAGGUCGACGCUUGGGUUGAGGAGAAGGGCCUCCAGGACUCGAGAGAGGCUUUCCGCAAGGGAGCCCUACUUGCCCGCGUCCAGCAAAGGGACGAUGGCUUCGAGAGUGUCUCUGCCCUGAGUGAAGCCGAGAAAGAGCUGUUGCGGCACGAGAUCAAGCACCGAUGGAGCCAGCCUUUCAUGCUUUACUUCCUGGUCAUCCUUUGCGCCGGUUCUGCCAUCGUGCAAGGCAUGGACCAGACAGCCGUCAACGGAGCUCAGCUCUACUACCUCGAAGAGUACGGAAUCACCAACGUGUGGCAACGAGGACUGCUCAACGGCGCUCCUUAUCUCGCCUCGGCCCUGAUUGGGUGCUGGACCAACGCCCCGCUCAACAAGGCCUUCGGCCGCCGCGGCACCAUCUUCAUCUCGUGCUUCAUCUCCUUCGUCACCGGCUUCUGGAUGGCCGCCGCCGACUCGUGGUACAACCUGCUCAUCGCCCGCUUCGCCCUCGGCUUCGCCGUCGGCGCCAAGUCCAGCACCACGCCCGUCUACGCCGCCGAGUCGGCCCCCAAGACCAUCCGCGGCGCCCUGACCAUGAUGUGGCAGAUGUGGACCGCCUUCGGCAUCAUGCUGGGCUUCGUCGUCUCGGUCGCCUUUGAGAACGUCGACUUCCUCGGCCAGUAUUCGCAGUGGCGCUGGAUGCUCGCGUCGACGUCCAUCCCGCCUUUCAUUGUCAUGGUCCAAGUCUACUUCUGCCCGGAGAGUCCGAGAUGGUAUAUGGAGAAGGGCAAGUACGACAAAGCUUUCAACGCCCUCAAGAGGCUGCGAAAGAAUGAGAUCCAGGCCGCGCGUGAUAUGUACUACGCAUACAAACUCCUGGAGAUCGAAGCCGCCGAGCGUGAAGGCAAGAACCUCUUCAAGGAGUUCUUCAUGGUCAAGCGCAACCGCCGCGCCGCUCAGUCGUCUUUCUUCGUCAUGUUCAUGCAGCAGUUCUGCGGCGUAAACGUGAUUGCCUACUACUCGUCCGAAAUUUUUGAGCAGGCUGGCUUCUCGCGGUCGAAUGCCCUGCUUGUAUCUUUCGGAACUGGCGUCACUAACUGGCUGUUUGCGUUGCCAGCCGUGUACACAAUCGACACCUUCGGGCGUCGCAACCUGCUGCUGACGACGUUCCCGCUCAUGGGCAUCUUCCUCCUCUUCUGCGGCUUCUCCUUCUACAUCCCAGACGACCCGAACGGCGGCGUGUCGGACUCGCGCGUGGCGUGCGUGGCGACGGCCAUCUUCCUGUUCAUGAUGGUCUACUCGCCGGGCGAGGGCCCCGUCCCGUUCACGUACAGCGCCGAGGCGUUCCCGCUGUACAUCCGCGACACGGGCAUGUCGUUCGCCACGGCCACCACCUGGGGCUUCAACUUCAUCCUCAGCCUGACCUGGCCCGCCCUCGUCGAGGCCUUCCAGCCUCAGGGCGCGUUUGGGUGGUACGCCGGGUGGAAUUUUGUGGGGUGGAUAUAUUGUUACUUCUUCCUGCCGGAGACGAAGAACCUCACUCUCGAAGAGCUGGACACGGUCUUCUCGGUCGGCAACAGAGAGCACGCGCAGUACUACGCCCGGAAGCUGCCUUGGUACCUCAACAAGUACAUUCUGAGGAAGGACGUCGAGCCGUACCCCCCGCUGUACCAGUUCCACGACGAAAUGGUGCACCACCGCCACGAACAGGAGCAGAAAGCCGACAACUCGGAUGUACAGGAACAGAGAGUCCACAACGAGAAAUACUAA